CUAAGAUUAAGGAGCAAACAGAAAUUAUGCUUCAUUUAGCAAGAAGACAAGCUAUAUCUAUUCCGUGGUGCACACACACCCCUUCUUACAAAUCACACUCCACUCAAAUUCACUGCACCUCUUCCUUACUUCCCUCAAAUAAAUGAUGAAAUCUUCACUUUCGUUAAGGCUUCUUCAAAUUCCUUGUUUUGCAAGAGCCAUCGUUCGCUAUUCAAGGACUGAGCUGCAUGUUCCUCAGAAGGUUUUCUUAUGUCGAGCCAAGCAUGAUGGAUCAUUUAUCCUACGGAUAGUGCCUCCCACCUUGUUAGCAGCAGAAAAAGAGGAAGCCAAAGCUGUGUUGACUUUGUUCUUGAAGAAACAAGGUUUAAGCAAUGCCGUUGCUGUAAGAACUAUUAACAAGUCUGAUGCUUUUGUUGAUCACUUAGUGGCACGGCUUCACUCUGUCCACAAGUCUCGAUACUUAGUAGGUCGGGAACUCACAACGUUGGAGAUCAGAGAUGCUCUUAUCCCCUACCUCGAGACAGUACUAGAUGAGUAUGGACCUAUUAUGGUGGAUGUUGUGGAAAACUUCCCGGAUCCACCUGUGAUUGAAAAACUAGAAGAAGUAGUCAAACAACCUGUGGUAGAAAAUUCAGUUGCAUCAGUUUCUCCUCCCAUCCCUACUACGGUUGAUGCCAAGAAGCUGAAGGCUUUGGCUCGGGUUAGUGACAUUCUCCCAACUGGCAAACUUCCUUCUCAUAUUGUCUAUCUUGUAGAGCUGGGGAUGGAGCUCGAAGCCAUUAGGGAAGUGAUACGCAAAUUUCCAGCAUUUGCCUACUACAGUUUGGAGGGUAAGAUCAAGCCCGUAGUUGAAUUUCUCCUCGAUCUAGGCGUGCCAAAACAGGAUAUCCCCACCAUCCUGAGCAAAAGGCCUCAACUCUGUGGAAUCAGUCUCACUGACAACCUGAUCCCCACCAUGACAUUCCUCGAGGAAUUGGGGGUGGAUAAGAAGCAAUGGGCCAAAGUCAUAUAUAGGUUUCCCCCCCUUCUCACUUACAGCCGACAGAAACUCCAAUCAACUGUAGAUUUUCUCUAUGGGAUGGGCCUCUCAGCCGAGAAUGUGAGUAAGGUGUUAACUCGCUGCCCCAACAUCAUAAGUUAUAGCGUGGAGGAGAAGCUACGCCCCACUGCUGAGUACUUCCGGUCUUUGGAUGUUGAUGUUGCUCCUCUUCUAUAUCGAGCGCCUCAAACUUUUGGCCUCAGCAUCGAGGGGAAUUUGAAGCCUGUGACGAAAUUCUUCUUGGAACGGGGGUAUAGCAUGGAAGACGUUGCAACUAUGAUCCAGAGGAAUGGGGCUCUGUAUACAUUCAGCCUGCCGGACAAUAUGAUGCCGAAGUGGGAGUUUUUCCUGACUAUGGUAUACCCUAAAUCUGAAUUGGUGAAGUUUCCACAAUAUUUUGGUUACAGUUUAGAAGAAAGGAUCAAGCCGAGGUAUGAGAUCAUGACGAAAUGUGGAGUCAAGUUGCUGCUCAACCAGAUGCUGUCCCUCUCAGAGGAAGACUUCCAUAAACUUUUGAAGAAGAAAAUGGAGAAAAACACUUGAAUACUAGCUUUUGUGGUUAAUGUAGCUGAUGUGAUUAGAUACUUCAAAACUCCUAUUUUAGUUGAAGAGAAUUUGUUUAACAGAGACUCAAGUUUGCUGCAUUGAUCAUAGUUAUGUAAUGCUUAGUAUAGACAUGUUGUAAACUUGGUUUCUUAAUGAGGCAAUGAAGGAUUAGUGUUGCAUAGUGA
Molecule: messenger RNA, 1770 nt
Organism: Salvia splendens (bonfire salvia)
Lineage: Eukaryota; Viridiplantae; Streptophyta; Magnoliopsida; Lamiales; Lamiaceae
Product: transcription termination factor MTERF5, chloroplastic
Exons: 4
Coding region: 143-1582 (479 amino acids)
Biological process (GO): regulation of DNA-templated transcription
Molecular function (GO): double-stranded DNA binding
Source: RefSeq, a predicted model, not a curated record